Messenger RNA from Colletotrichum phormii, 298 nucleotides. RefSeq lists its product as uncharacterized. Lineage: Eukaryota; Fungi; Ascomycota; Sordariomycetes; Glomerellales; Glomerellaceae. The record is from RefSeq and is a predicted model, not a curated record. The transcript has a single exon. The coding region runs from base 9 to 245 and encodes 78 amino acids.
CUGCAAGAAUGCUCUGGGCCGACGCGGCCUGCAUCAAUCAAGCGGAUGAAAAUGAAAAAGCCAUCAAAUCUCCCUUCUUAGUCUUGACUUGGCAUGAAGUAAUAUGUAACUUUAUCACCUGGCAGCGGAACCGAUUCAAAGGAGUCGAAAACCGAGUUUUGCGAACAACAAAUUUGCUCCCUUCAAUAAAAGACGAAGAGGGCCUUUCCCAAGCGCAUCUCCGAGAUAGUGAAAACACUUUCUAAAGAGACUGGACACUCAAAAAUAGAUGCUAUGACCGCGGCAGGGUUCGAACCUG